Punica granatum (pomegranate) is the source of this 2169-nucleotide messenger RNA. Lineage: Eukaryota; Viridiplantae; Streptophyta; Magnoliopsida; Myrtales; Lythraceae. The record is from RefSeq and is a predicted model, not a curated record.
AGCUGCAAAGGAAACAAAAACAAAGGGAGUGAGAGAGAGAGAGAGAGAGAGAGAGAGAGAGAGAGAGAGAGAGAGAGAGAGAGAGAGAGAGAAUGGAGAGUCAUGAAGAAGCUGAGGAUCAAAUCAUAUUCAUAUGGGAGUGGGUUAAGGUGGCAGGGAUAGCUGUGACACUUCUGGUAGUGUUUCUCAAGGUGGGAGUGGCUCUCUGGUGGCGGCCCAGGAGGAUAGAAGAGCACUUCUCCCGGCAAGGCAUCCGGGGCCCUCCGUACCGCUUCUUCAUUGGGAACGUGAAGGAGCUCGUCGGAAUGAUGAUGAAGGCCUCCUCCCAGCCCUUGCCCGACUUCUCACACAACAUCCUCCCCCGCGUGCUCUCCUUCUACCACCACUGGAAGAAGAUUUACGGUUCCACAUUUUUGGUGUGGUUUGGACCCACAGUCCGCCUAACAGUCUCUGAUCCCGACCUGAUUCGGGAAAUAUUCACUUCCAAGUCGGAAUUCUACGAGAAGAAUGAAUCCCACCCGCUGGUCAAGCAGCUCGAAGGCGAUGGCCUGCUUAGCCUUAAAGGAGAAAAAUGGGCUCACCAUAGAAGAAUUAUAUCGCCCACAUUUCACUUGGAAAAUCUCAAGUUGAUGGUACCAGUUGUGACAACUAGUGUGAUGAACAUGCUGGAAGAGUGGGAAGUGUCGAAAUCAGGAGAAUUCGAGGUAGAAGUCUCGGAAUGGUUUCAAGCUCUAACUGAGGAUAUAAUUACAAGAACGGCAUUCGGGGUCAGCUACGAAGAGGGAAAAGCCAUCUUCAAGCUCCAAUCACAGCAGAUGCUUCUUGCUGCCGAAGCAUUUCAAAAAGUAUUCAUCCCCGGAUACAGAUUUUUACCGACGAAGAGAAACAUAUAUUCUUGGAAGCUGGACCGGGAGAUAAAGAAAUCGUUGAUGAACCUCAUCGAUCGACGGAAAAGGAAGUCCGGCGAGGGGCCGGCGCUCGAGGCGGAGGAGGAGGGUGAAGGCCCCAAGGACCUGCUGGGCCUCAUGAUUCGAGCCUCCACCCAAAGCACCGCCAUCUCUGUCAAUGACAUCGUAGAGGAGUGCAAGGCUUUCUUCUUCGCCGGCAAGCACUCCACGUCGAACCUUCUGACGUGGACCGCGGUCCUGCUCGCCAUGCAUCCCCGGUGGCAGGAGGCGGCACGCGACGAGGUGCUCCGAGCAUGUGGGGCACGUAACCUCCCUGGCAAAGAUGACGUCGUUAAAUUCAAGACGCUGAGCAUGAUUGUGAGUGAAGCCUUGAGGUUGUAUCCUCCAGUGAUUGCGAUGAUCAGACGGGCUAGAGUCGAUGUGGAGCUCGGAGGUUGCAAGAUCCCCCGAGGUACCGAGAUCCUGAUCCCAAUCUUGGCUGUUCAUCAUGACCAGGCUAUAUGGGGACACGAGGCAAAUGAGUUCAAUCCAGCUCGGUUUGCAGACGGAGUGGCCAGGGCUUCGAAACACCCAUUUGGGUUGAUCCCAUUUGGCCUCGGUGUCAGAAACUGCAUCGGGCAGAAUCUGGCCAUCUUGCAGGCUAAAUUGGCACUCGCGAUCAUACUUCAGCGAUUCAGGUUUCGUCUCUCCCCUACAUAUAAACAUGCGCCUACGGUCCUAAUGUUGUUGUAUCCACAGCAUGGCGCGCCGAUCAUUUUCAGCCGUUUGGCCGACCCAGAGGCACCACAAGAUCAAGGGUCAUGAUUAAUUAAGUAGUGAUAUGGGAUACUAUAGCUAGGCGUACUCUUAUGAUCAAGUGCUGUUAAUUUUGUUCGCGGAGUGAUCGAUGCAUUAUUACCUCGACCGCCUCUUCCCCAAACUAUCCUACUGGUCGGAGAUAUAGAUGAUUGAUGAUCAUGUGAGGAGAUUAUGAUCUACAUUUGGGGAAAUUAAUUAAGAGGUAGAAAAGCUCGAAGAGGGAAAAAGAAGAUUUGGCAUUUUGAGAUCUGACCCCCCAAGGCCAUGUUUUUUAAGCUCCCCACCCACCGAAAAAAAAAUAUAUAUCCAAUCUGGCACGUGAGCUGAAUUUUUAUUCUGAUAAUUUAGGAUUUUAGGAUUUUGGCUAACAGAUUAAUCGAUAGGAAGGGUUUCUCAUAUCAUAUAUAAUAUUAUAUAUGUAUGUAAUGUAUAUUAUUGCACAAGUACGAAUCAUUUUUGUAUC